AUGCACAUCUACAUAGUGCUCUUGGGAUUAUUUUUUGUUUCGGUAGAAGCAUCUUAUGAAGUGUCGGAAACAGAGAAAAAUGAUUUGUUGAUGAGAUAUAAUCACCUCCGCGAAGACGUCGCAAAGGCACUUUUUAUAUCUAACAUGCAUGAAUUGACGUUCGAUCGAAUGCUUAUUGAUCGUGUGUCGAUUAUGAGUUGUCACGAAUAUGAAAACUAUAUCAGUGAGAUCCCCGAAGACAUGGAAUUAUUGCAAAGCAAACUGCAAGGCGUGACGUUGACAAUUCCAGUUGAUGGAUAUGGAGUUGUACUGAAUCUGUAUAACGCGUAUCCACCUCAAACGAAACUUGGAUGCAUUCAUAGUAAAUGUAAAGGUUCUUUUCAGUGUAUUUUGGGCCCAGAAGAAAAGUUGUCAAGCUCUGGUUUUGUCGAAGGAAUGCCAGCAUCAAACUGUACAGCUUCAACUGGGCUGAUGUGCAAGCCAUCAGUUACUGCAAAAGGGACACUUUUCACUAUUAUUCUCUCAAUCAUACAUUUUAUUUAAACUUUAUGUAUGGAAUAAAUAGUUUCGUG
Messenger RNA from Caenorhabditis elegans, 572 nucleotides. RefSeq names its product SCP domain-containing protein (gene F46F5.15). The transcript is spliced from 5 exons. The coding region runs from base 1 to 543 and encodes 180 amino acids. Lineage: Eukaryota; Metazoa; Nematoda; Chromadorea; Rhabditida; Rhabditidae. The record is from RefSeq and is marked reviewed.